Messenger RNA from Linum tenue, 930 nucleotides. Lineage: Eukaryota; Viridiplantae; Streptophyta; Magnoliopsida; Malpighiales; Linaceae. The record is from the annotation of a GenBank genome assembly.
AUGUCCCAUGGCGCGCUGCUCACCAACGCGGAAAGGCAACGACAACAUCUAACUCCCUCCAGCAGAUGCGCUCGCUGCAAGGAGGCGGACGAGACUCCGGAGCACACUUUCCGGACGUGCAAGUACGCCCAACAAGUUUGGAGGCAGACCGUCCCGGACGCAGCUUCACCGUCGGAUCGUAGAAGCCUCAAAGAUUGGUUCUUUCAUUUCCUCAAGCAUCCCGCGAAGCAGGUUCGUUUUGGCUUUACCUGCUGGUUCUUAUGGCGCUCGAGGAAUGACUAUGUCUUUUCAGCCAUUGAGGAGCCCUCUAGUAAGUUAUCGCAAAGGAUCCUAGCCUGGGAGAUCAUUGCGCAAAAAAGUAAGGCAGCGGAACAAACCAUUUCACUGGGGAGGUCGGGACUGAGUCGAGACGUGGUUGUUGGGUGGAGACCAGCCCCGACAGGGUGGAUCACAGUGAACUCGGAUGGUUCGCUUCUGCGACCGUCCGAGUCUACCGCUGCAGGUGGUGCGCUUAGAGAUGGGCAGGGUCGCUUACUAGGGGCUUUCUCAAUGAAUCUGGGAAGAUGUACCAUUACUCGAGCGGAGAUCUGGGGUGCUCUUCGUGGACUGCAGAUGGCGUGGGAUUCUGGUCACAGAAGGGUCGAGCUACAGCUAGACUCUAUCACAGCCAUCAGUCUCCUAUCGCCAGGCUCGCCAACCAACCACCAGCAUGCUAACCUAGUCAUCCAGUUUAGGGAGCUACUGGGAAGGGACUGGGAGGUGGUCAUACGUCACAUAUAUAGGGAGGCUAACUUUUUAGCCGACUGUCUUGCGCAUAAGGGUCACCUGUUAGACCCUGGAACUUGCUCUGUUACCUGUAUGGAUCCGGAUAUUGAACGUUGGCUCCUGUAUGACUCGGUUGGCGGUUUUGUAGUCCGCGAGGUUAAUUAA